AUGUUUGAAACCUCAUGUGUGCGAGGAGAGGGGCGCCUUGAAAGAUCUGCUACUGCAGGAGCUGCUUUAAUCGACUCGCCUCUAACAUUGUUUGUCCCACAUGAUACUUGUGACCAUGCGUGCGUGCAGGUGUGCGAGGAGAGGGACGCCUUAGAGGACCUGCUACUACAGGAGCAGCUCAAGAAUGGCACCCCUGCUGUGAGCCCUUCCUCUUGCCAUCCAACGACUUACACCUCCUUUCGUUUUGACAAGCAAGUGGAGGAGGCGAGGGCACAAGCAGCAGCGCUGGAGAUGGAGCUGCAAGCCAUGGCCUCUCGCUGCGGGCAUCCCAUUGCCUCCGUGGUGCUGACGAGUUUUAGACUCCUUUCCUACUCCCCUCCUUCCCUCCUUCCCCCCACUCUCCUCCCUGGUAACAGAGACAUGGAAUGGAAGCGGAGCGCGGGCGAGCGGGCAGCGGAGAUGAAUACAGCGUUGGAGCAGUCGAGUUUUGACACGUCUCAAAUCCUUCUCUCUCUUGCCCUUCUCUCUUCCUCCCCCAUCUCCCCUUAUCCUCUCCCCCCCCCCCCCCCCUUCACUGGGUGCGCAGAGGAGUGGAAGCGGAGGGCGGGGGAGCGGGCAGCGGAAAUGAACCCGGCGCGCUGGAGGAGGGACUGGAGGAGCUCGAUGACUCCUCCUUCCCCCCCUCGACCCCUCCACCCCCACCCCCCCCCUCCUCCCCCCCACCCCUGUGCGCACGAGUGGAAGCGGAGGGCGGGCGAGAGGGCAGCGGAGAUGAAUCCCGUGUUGGUGCAGGCGCUGCUGGAAGAGCGACUGGAGGAGCUCGAUGACUCUGGCGUGCUCGCCCUGCAGGUGGAGUGUGCUCGUCUGCGGGACGAGCUGGCCAAAUCCGAGGUGUUGCGCUUUGAGCUCUACCGCAGCCUGGAGCAGGGCGCAGGUGAGGGCAGGGGGGGCAGGGCGCAGGUGAGGGUGGGAGCAGCCGCGCAGGUGAGGGGUGCGGUUGACAGGGCGCAGGGGGCAGACGUGUCUGGUGCAUGUUGCGCAGGGGGCAGACGUGUCUGGUGCAUGUUGCGCAGGGGGCAGACGUGUCUGGUGCAUGUUGCGCAGGGAGGGUGUAGAGAGGUGCUGCGCUUUGAGCUCUACCGCAGCCUGGAGCAGGGCGCAGUGGAAGUGGAGAGCCGGUGGGAGUCAGAGGCGUCUGGUAUGUCACCAGCGAGAGAAGGCAGCUUCAAGAGCAGAGACGCAGAGAGAUGGAGUGUGACGAGUCACUGGUACAAGAGCUACGGAGCUGGGGCAGGCGUCAACAGAGCUCCAUUCCCCUUUGUCUGCCUCUCCCUGUUCCCCCCUCCGCCACAUCAGAUGGAGUGUGACGAGUCAGUGGUAGACGAGUUACUGGAGCUGGGGCAGGCGUCAACAGGGCUCCAUUCCCCUUUGUCUGCCUCUCCCUGUUCCCCCCUUCGCCAUAUCAGAUGGAGUAUGGAGUGUGACGAGUCAGUGGUGCAGGAGCUUCUGGAGCUGGGCCAGGCGUCGCUCACUCAGGAGGACGUCACUCGCCUCAUGGAGACCGUGGAGAAGCUACUGGAGCUGGGGCAGGCGUCGCUCACCCAUGAGGACGUCACUCGACUCAUGGAGACCGUGGAGGCAUCAGAGAGGCAGGCAGAUAAGGUGCGGAAGGAAGGAAGCUUCUUCCUCCCUCCCUCUUCCCACCCCUGCAACCUCUCUGCUUGUCUGUCUUUGUGCCUCCCUCCCCCACAGGCAGCAGAGAGGCGGGCAGAGAAGGCAGAGAGGGAGGCAGAGCAACGAGCGGUGCAGGUGCAGCUGCUGGAGGCGAAGAUGGCCGCCAUGCUGGUAUGUGAUGCUGUGCGGUGGAAUGUGGUGAGGCAAGAACGUUCAUGUGUGAACGCCAGAACGUUCAUAACGAAUCGGCCUCGCCUCGUGUCAUCCUGCCCUCCCUCGUGUCAUCCUCGCCCUCUCCUCGUGUCAUCCUCGCCCUCCCUCGUGUCAUCCUCGCCCUCCCUCGUGUCAUCCUCGCCCUCCCUCGUGUCAUCCUCGCCCUCCCUCGUGUCAUCCUCGCCCUCCCUCGUGUCAUCCUCGCCCUCCCUCGUGUCAUCCUCGCCCUCCCUCGUGUCAUCCUCGCCCUCCCUCGUGUCAUCCUCGCCCUCCCUCGUGUCAUCCUCGCCCUCCCUCGUGUCAUCCUCGCCCUCCCUCGUGUCAUCCUCGCCCUCCCUCGUGUCAUCCUCGCCUCCCCGUGUCAUCCUCGCCCUCCCUCGUGUCAUCCUCGCCCUCCCUCGUGUCAUCCUCGCCCUCCCUCGUGUCAUCCUCGCCCUCCUCGUGUCAUCCUCGCCUCUCGUGUCAUCCUUGCCCUCCCUCGUGUCAUCCUCGCCCUCCCUCGUGUCAUCCUCGCCCUCCCUCGUGUCAUCCUCGCCCUCCCUCGUGUCAUCCUCGCCCUCCCUCGUGUACAUCCUCGCCCCUCCCUCGUGUCAUCUCGCCCCUCCCUCGUGUCAUCCUCGCCCUCCCUCGUGUCAUCCUCGGCCCCUCCCUCGUGUCAUCCUCGCCCUCCCUCGUGUCAUCCUUGCCCUCCCUGUGUCAUCCUCGCCCCCUCGUGUCAUCCUCGCCCUCCCUCGUGUCAUUCCUCGCCCUCCCUCGUGUCAUCCUCGCCCUCCCUCGUGUCAUCCUCGCCCUCCCUCCGUGUCAUCCUCGCCCUCCCUCGUGUCAUCCUCGCCCUCCCUCGUGUCAUCCUCGCCCUCCCUUCGUGUCAUCCUCGCCCUCCCUCGUGUCAUCCUCGCCCUCCUCGUGUCCAUCCUCGCCCUCCCUCGUGUCAUCCUUCGCCUCCCUCGUGUCAUCCUCGCCCUCCCUCGUGUCAUCCUCGCUCCUCCCUCGUGUCAUCCUCGCCCUCCCUCGUGUCAUCCUCGCCCUCCUCGUGUCAUCCUCGCCCUCCCUCGUGUCAUCCUCGCCCUCCCUCGUGUCAUCCUCGCCCUCCUCGUGUCAUCCCUCGCCCUCCAUCGUGUCAUCCUCGCCCUCCCUCGUGUCAUCCUCGCCCUCCCUCGUGUCAUCCUCGCCCUCCCUCGUGUCAUCCUCGCCCUCCCCUCGUGUCAUCCUCGCCCUCCCUCGUGUCAUCCUCGCCCUCCCUCGUGUCAUCCCUCGCCCUCCCUUGUGUCAUCCUCGCCCUCCCUCGUGUCAUCCUCGCCCUCCCUCGUGUCAUCCUCGCCCUCCCUCGUGUCAUCCUCGCCCUCCCUCGUGUCAUCCUCGCCCGUCUUCACUGUGCCCAAACACCCUCCCAUGUUGUGCCCCCUCCCUCCCUCCCUCCCUCGCUCUACCCGCCAUAGCUCCUGCCCUAUGGACGAGCACAAGCGCUCGCGCUCCCUCGUCUCCUCCUCGCCCAUGGAACUCCUGCCCUAUGGACGAGCACAAGCGCUCGCCGUCCCUCGUGUCCUCGUCGCCCAUCUCCUUCCGCCUCUCCCCCGUGGCCUCCUCCUCCUCCCCUGA
Molecule: messenger RNA, 3483 nt
Organism: Closterium sp. NIES-65
Lineage: Eukaryota; Viridiplantae; Streptophyta; Zygnematophyceae; Desmidiales; Closteriaceae
Source: the annotation of a GenBank genome assembly